Molecule: messenger RNA, 1479 nt
Organism: Xyrauchen texanus (razorback sucker)
Lineage: Eukaryota; Metazoa; Chordata; Actinopteri; Cypriniformes; Catostomidae
Product: G-rich sequence factor 1-like
Exons: 9
Coding region: 165-1355 (396 amino acids)
Biological process (GO): regulation of RNA splicing
Cellular component (GO): nucleoplasm; ribonucleoprotein complex
Molecular function (GO): RNA binding
Source: RefSeq, a predicted model, not a curated record
UGGGUUUCACGUCAUGUUGCCCUCGUGGAGCCUGUUGUCCUCUGAUACUGUAGGUCGAUGUGGGUUGUGUGGCGUACAUGAAUGAUACAUGUUGUGUUAAAGUAGCUUGUACUUUAUGUUUCAAACUGUUUUAAGUAUAAUUAGUCUUAUUUAUACAGUAAAAUAUGUCUGCACUCAGCAGACCCGCUCUUUUGUUCUCUCUUGCUCGCUGUAUGAGACAGCAAUUUUCAUGCGUGGAUUACUUUAGAACUGCACAGACUACAGCAGCACGAGCUCGACAUAUUCAUUCAUGUUCCGCGAGGUAUUUAGCAAACCUUAAAGCCAAACAUUCCUGGACAUCUUUUCAAAGAAGUUUGUCUUCUGAGGCACCACCUAAAGAAGAUGAGUACCCACCUCUACCAGAAUACACCCCCACCAAGGAGAUCCAGUCAAAGGAAGUGUUCAUCAUCCGGGCCAAAGGUCUUCCCUGGUCAUGUACUCAAGAGGACUUGAUGAACUUCUUCUCUGAUUGCAGGAUCAGAGGUGGACUUCAAGGGAUCCAUAUAAUGAACAACAGGAAUGGCAGGCCAACUGGACAGGCAUUCAUUGAGCUAGAGCACGAGGAGGAUGUUGGCAAAGCAUUGGAUCGGCACAAGCAGUAUUUGGGGCAACGCUAUGUUGAAGUGUAUGAAGUAACAAACAGUGAUGCUGAUGCUAUAUUGAUGUCUACGGAGGAGAGUUCAGAGUCAGAUGGAGUGGUGCGACUCAGAGGUCUUCCCUUCAGCUGCACAGAGAAAGAUAUCAUUCAGUUCUUCUCUGGGUUGGAUAUUGUGGAGGAUGGAGUUACAAUAGUCCUUAACAGGAAAGGUAGAAACUCAGGAGAUGCCUUUGUGCAGUUUGCCACAAAAGAGAUCGCUGAAAAUGCCCUAAAAAAGAACAAAGAAGUCAUAGGAAACCGGUACAUUGAGAUUUUUCCCAGCAGGAAGAAUGAGAUCCAGGUGCAGUAUGGAAAAGGGCGAAAUGAGACCAUCACACAAGGGGCCACGGACACAGUCAUGCUGCGCAAAGUGAAAAUUGGAAACAGUAGCACUGUAUCAGCAACACAUCAUGGUUCGUCUAAGCCAGAGAACCUCAUUCACAUGAGAGGUCUACCCUAUGAGGCCACAGGAGAGGACAUUGUAAAAUUUUACUCUCCCAUCAGAGUGGCAAGGGUUCUUAUAGAGUACGGUCCUGAUGGACGGCCCACCGGUGAAGCAGAGGCCUUCUUCACAACACAUCAGGAUGCAGUAUUAUCCAUGUCCAAAGACAGAGAGUAUAUAUUGGAGCGAUAUAUAGAGUUGUUCCUGAAUUCAUCACCAUCAAGAGAGGAAGAGUAAAAUAAAAGUGAACUUCAUUUAAACUGUCCUAAAUCAUUGAUUCCAACCUGUGUAUGUAUCAUUGUGUAAGAUUCAAUCAAGAAUUACUUGUAAUACGUAAAACAUAAAUUAAAAGAGAACUUUA